AUGGCAUCAAUUCAAUAUUUAAUACUUGCAAGUGCAAUUGUAAUGCUUAUGCUUGCUCAUGAAGGACAUGCAAUUAGAUGUUUCGACUGUAACAGCCACACCGAUGUCGGAUGUUCAGAUAAGGCACCACCAAAAGACUUCGAGAAAGAUUGUAGCGAGCACAAAAAUGGCCCUAAAUAUACUUUCUGUAGAAAGAUAACUCAAAUCAUUGAAUUCUCAGUUAAUAAUUUGCCUCCAGACACGAGAACAAUUCGCUCAUGCGGAUAUGAAGUAGGCAAUUAUCCAAAUAAAUGCUAUCAGCGUUCAGGGUUCGGUGGCAGACAAGAAGUUUGCGCUUGUGAUGGAGAUCUGUGCAAUGGUGCUGUCAAAAUUAAGGCAACUCUUGGAGUUCUUUUAGCAGUUCUCGUUGCUUUCAUCGCCCGCGUUUAA
This is a messenger RNA of Chironomus riparius, 429 nucleotides long. Lineage: Eukaryota; Metazoa; Arthropoda; Insecta; Diptera; Chironomidae. The record is from the annotation of a GenBank genome assembly.